AUGAGACUAAUAGGGAUGAACUACUUGUCUAAAAAUAGACAUGAUGUAACAGUGGAACUGGCUUCAGAACAGGAUGUCAUUGGGCUGAAUUGCGAAUCUUAUCCAUCAUGGGAGAGACAUUAUCUUUAUCUAGCGUGGCUUUUCAAGUGUUUAACUCUUUUUGGACUAUCAAAGUAUCCUUAUAAGAUAAAACUUCAGACAGUGUUUACUAAUUUCUAA
Molecule: messenger RNA, 219 nt
Organism: Dentiscutata erythropus
Lineage: Eukaryota; Fungi; Glomeromycota; Glomeromycetes; Diversisporales; Gigasporaceae
Source: the annotation of a GenBank genome assembly